AUGGGCAGGCUUGGCGAGGGCUUGAACGGCGGAUUGAAGGUCGUGCAGGCCUAUGCGGACUCGCGUGACGGCAAUACCAAGCGCAACACCCUACUCGUCCUCACCACCGUCGUCCUCCUGUGGUGGUUGGCCUCGGCACUGUACGGACUGUUCGAGCUCCAGUUUUCGUUCUUCAUCUUCGCGUCAUUUGCGGUCCUCAUCAGCGCCAUAGGAGUCCACGCCACGUGGAAGCGUCGGAGGCCCCUCCUCUGUGUCUACAUGGUGGGCGUGGUCGUAGUGAUGGGCUUCGUCGUGGUGGGCCUAGUCAUCUAUACCAUCACCGGCGUCUUCACCCUAUCGCUCAAUGGAACGUUCCUCGUGGCCCUGCUCAUCGACCUCGCUAUCCUCCUCAUUGAGGGCCUCUCGGUUGUGCUGGCGUUCAGCCUUACCAAGGACCUCGACCCGAAGCGCGUCGUGGUCGUCGGCAGCAGCGCGGCGCCGAGUGAUCAGCAGCAGGAGUUCACCUUCUCGGAGGGUGCCGGCGCGGUCGAGAUGCAAGCCGUGGUCGCCCCGUCGAGCGCCGGCAUUCACGCAUCGGCCUACCAACCGCACCAGGCCAUGGCGGCGCCAGCUGUCGUGCCCGGAGUGUACAAUCCGGUGACCGGCACCUUCGGCCCGCCGCAGCUCCAGCCGCCCGUGGCUGGCUACCCCGUGGCAGCGCCGUACUCCAAUAGCCCCUACGGCCACAUCGCCACGGGCUAUCCUCCGCAGGGAAUGGGCCUCAGCCCCGCUGGCAUGGCCUAUGCCCAGCAGAUCGGAGACAGGUACGACCUGCCAGAGUCGCGGCCGGUCUAUGAGAACGAUAUCAUCGGUGGGGCGGUCGCCACCACCAACCUCAUGGCCGACCAGGACGCGACCAACCCCUUCGCCGACAAGUUCUAA
This is a messenger RNA of Acanthamoeba castellanii str. Neff, 921 nucleotides long. RefSeq lists its product as uncharacterized. Lineage: Eukaryota; Discosea; Longamoebia; Acanthamoebidae. The transcript is spliced from 6 exons. The coding region runs from base 1 to 921 and encodes 306 amino acids. The record is from RefSeq and is a predicted model, not a curated record.